AUGAGCUCCCACUCGCAAGGACAAGAAAGAGGCAAAGUUCGUACUUCCCUCCAUCUUGACCGUCUCGUUCCAUAUCUCGAAAGUCACAUUUCAGGGUUCAGAAGCCCGGUUCAAAUUGAGCAGUUCAACUUUGGACAAUCCAAUCCGACUUACAUCCUCACCUCACCUUCUGGUCACUAUGUCCUCCGACGUGCCCCUUCUGGUCCUUUGCUCUCCCCUACUGCACAUCGGAUCGAUAGAGAAUACUUGAUCCUGUCCCAUCUGAAUGAGUAUAACGACUCUCUUCCCUGUGAAAAGGAAGAUUUAAGGAUCCCUAUUCCCAAAGUCUAUUGUCUAUGUGUGGACAAGGAAGUGAUUGGGGCCAUGUUCUUCGUUAUGGAGUUUAUAGAGGGAAGAAUAUUCGAAGAUGUUCGUAUGACUUCUCUUUCCCGACAAGAUCGUAAAGAAUGUUGGAGAAGUGCCAUUGAUACUCUUACUCGACUUUCUACCAUCCCGUUAGCCUCACUGAAUCUACCAUCUUCCUUCGCUCCUGAUCCAUUAGAGAAACCCUAUUUCCCACGACAAGUAAGAGCUUGGCUAAAAGUCUCGGAUACUCAGUCAGCAACAUCAUGGCAAGGAGGUACACUGGGUCAGAUUGACUAUACGGGAGAGAUGAAGGAUUGGUUCACCGCUGGGGCGGAACGAAGAGGAGUGCAAGAGAGGAUGAGAGGAGUUGCGAGUCUGGUACAUGGGGAUUUCAAAUGGGAUAACUUGAUUUUCCAUCCCAUCGAGAAUAGGGUGAUCGGCGUCAUAGAUUGGGAACUCUGUACUCUUGGUUCCCCACUUGCAGAUCUAGGUCAUCUUCUACUGCCUUUCUCCUUUCCUCCCAUGACAGAGGAAGAACGAUCCGCACUCACCUCCAACAGUAAGAGAGGGGAUAGUGAUGGGGGUCAACUAUCAGGCUUGUUGAUAGGUCUCGAGGGGCUUUCUACACAAGAGAGUGGUCUGCCCCAGAGAGAAAAUAUAGAAAGGUGGUGGGUAGAAGGGAUGAACAAGUAUUCUGUCGAGCAAGCUCGUGUAAGAGGUGAGGAUGUGGCUCAAGAGAGUCUGUGGGAGUGGCCUAUUCCGUUCAUGGAAUGGGUGCGUUCGUGGAUCCUCUUCCGCCUUGCAGUCAUCGCACAGGGGAUCGCGGCUCGUGCUGCUCUAGGACAAGCGAGUUCCGCUACGGCCACACCGGACAGGGCCAUCUACAACUUUUUCGGACGGAAAGCAUACGAAGCUAGAUUAUCCGCAAAGGAAGCAGCAGUAUCAAAACUAUCAAACAGACGGCAAAAGUUCCGAGAUGGAUCGAAAUUAUGA
This is a messenger RNA of Tremella mesenterica DSM 1558, 1338 nucleotides long. RefSeq lists its product as uncharacterized. Lineage: Eukaryota; Fungi; Basidiomycota; Tremellomycetes; Tremellales; Tremellaceae. The coding region runs from base 1 to 1338 and encodes 445 amino acids. The transcript is spliced from 6 exons. The record is from RefSeq and is a predicted model, not a curated record.